AAGCAGGACUGAGUUGGCUCCAGCCUCCUCAGAUGCAGACUUUGCUAGCUGGAUGGCCAGACUGUCUGGGCUAACUUGAGCCCAAGGGCUCCCUCGGGCACUGGGUUCCUGCUCUAGGAGAUGCACCCUAUACUCCAAGGGAGUUGCAUGCCACAGGAGGAGGCCACAGGAGCACCAGCAAUGCCAGGAACAGGGAAUGGCCAGGUUAAGGUCAAAGCGAGGUUACUUCCAGGCACUGACAGGAAGAGAAGCCGCCUCGGCAGGACCAGGCAGGACCUAUGGGAAGAUUCCAGCUGGAGUAACCAGAGAUGGAGCAGAGCUGCCCCUACCUUCCGAGGAAACAAAGCUAGGGGACCAGCUCAUGGCAAGAGUGAGGCAAGCCCUGAGAACGCAGCACGGGAACGGAGCCGGGUGAGGACACUGCGCCAGGCCUUUUUGGCCCUACAGGCUGCUUUGCCCUCUGUGCCACCUGACACGAAGCUCUCCAAGUUGGAUGUGUUAGUGCUGGCCACCAGCUACAUAGCACACCUCACCCGAACGCUUGGCCAUGAGUUGCCCAGUCCCACCUGGCCACCCUUCCUGCGUGGACUCCGCUACUUGCACCCUCUCAAGAAGUGGCCCAUGCGAUCUCGUCUCUAUGCAGGAGGCUUGGGGUGCUCUGGCCUUGAGUCCACCACAGCCAUCGCUUCGGGCCAAAGAACCAGGGAUGCAGAGGUGGGGUCCCAAGUCUCUGGAGCGGCAGAUAUUCUCCUUCCCUCCAAGCCACUCUCUCCAGCUCUUGGUGACAAAUGACCAACACACUCAUCCUCUUCUCCUAGACUGUGACUCUCACUUAAGGACCUGGUUUUCUACCACCCCUCCCUGUCUUCCCUCUGACUCUCAGCCUUGGAUUUGACUCAGACUCAGCUUCCAAGUUCCAGCAGGCAAAAGCAGCAGUGGCCACUUCAGUGGUGGAGAGUUCCAAGGGCACCCAGGAUGGAGAGCCACACUCUUGGCAUCCAGGAAGGGACUUGCUGUGGUUCUUCUAUGGCAGCGACAGGGAAGUGGAAGAGGAAAGGGUUUGAAUUGGGUUCAAAGUCAAGUUAGGGCAUCACCCUUCCCUUUUCUCUCCUAAGGCUCCUAGAAACCCUCUGCACAUAUUGAAAAGACAGAAAUUACUCCACAGGUGCAGAGGAAGGGGCCAGAAUGGCAGCAGCCCUGAGUGCUGAUGGAACACUGGGGACCCUGAUAAGCUCUUGGUAGCAGUAAGUUUAAAUGGCACUGGGAUGAGGUCACAAAGCUAGAGGGGAAACUGAAGAAGGGAAUAUGAUUUUUCAGUUGUCCCAAAAGAUGCUCGUCCAUCAUCAAAGAGGUGGGGAGGAUUUUAGAGUCCUUGUCCCUGGAUUAUGGUCCCUCCAGCUGCCCCUCAUCGCCACAUUUUCUCCCUCCCUGGGCCCUGUCCCUUUCACCCUUUUCUUGGCAUGAGUUAUAUCUACAGGUUAAGCCAUAAAAUUUACAUCGCUUGCAUUCCAGUUCCCAGAGAAACUUAGAUAGCCCCAGCUGUCUAGUGUAAGAACAUCUUAUCCCUAGACAAUGCUACUUUAACUCAACUAGGCAACCACCUACAGGCCUGCCUACAAAGGAUACCGGUACUCAACUAUAUCCUUGAAGGGCCUGAGAAAAAGCAUGUAUACUUUUUCCAUGGGAUGAUAGUGACAGUCUUCUCUUUCCAACCUUAUUUCAAGGAAACAUAAGGCAAAGUGGGAUUCAGCAGGUUCCCAGCACCAUUAGUGCUUGGGGCUUCAUUGGCUCUGAUGUUACAGGUGCUGUUGUUCUAGAAAUUAUCUCCCAAGGCCAGCUUCUCCUCAUCCAUAUCAUCUUCUAAAGCUCUUCCUAAGUCCUGAAACAAGGUGCCAAAAAUAUGCUGGAGUUGCCCUUGGCCUUGAAGAAAUUUGAGGAUGAAGCACAGAGCUUCUACACAUUGGAAUGAACUUUUCCAGGUCAGAUGUAAUUUCAAAUUAGUCCUUGAAGUCUAGACAGGGAAGGAAUCACCUUCCUGUUAAAUUUCAGCAGCCAAGGCCAACUAGAGUCAUAAAGGGUGAUCAUGAUUAAAAAGGAGGGUUGACAGGCUGAGAGGGGCUGGGUCUGCUCCUCUAUAGGGCUGCCCACAGUAUCCAGGGAAAGGGGCCUGAGGGGGGUGACUCAGCAAGCUGGGGUAGAGAUAGAAGACACAGAACGUCCUAGCCCGAGCUGCAUGGGCUAUGGGAGAGCAGCUGGGCUGUGGCUGGGAGCCAUGGCAGAAGGCCUCAGCCAAGGCCAAACUCAUAAAUCUGCCUAGUUCCACAUCUCUGCUGAGGGACUCUGAGUGCUUGUGCAGAGCUACUUCUGGGCAGCUGGACUGGGCCAGUCAGGGGCAGAAACCAGGUGUGGGAGGUCAGGAGCUGUGUUCUUCACAAGACCAUAAAAGUCCAGCCUGAAUGUUCUAUUUUUAAAAACCCAAUAGCAACAUCUCCCUAGAGGACUGGAUUUCCUCCCAAUUGGUGGCAUAGUCUCUUCUGGGCAGAAAGGGACUGGCUUUGGGUAUGUGCUGAGAGUCCAGUGACAGCCUAGAAAACCUCCCAGUCAUUGAGUAGACUUUGGUUUGGAGCUUGCCAUGCCCACCCUACCCAGACUCAAUUCUUUGCUUCAUCUCACCAAGUCCCUCAGGGCUGACCAUAUAACACCACAUGGUAAAGAAGCCAAGGGCAAAAGGAGUUGGUAGAUGACAGAGGAAGAGCAAGUCAUAUCACUGUGGAUCCCCAGCUGGCUUUGAGAUCUUCCUGCCCCAGCAUCCCACGUGCAGGGAUUAUGGGAUCACUGGCCUGUGUUCCACCCUGUCUGGCUAGGACAAGUUUCUAAGGCUUCCUCUGGUUUUUUUUCCAGCAAAGAUGUUUACCUUAGUGGCCAGGAUGGUCACCUAGCAUAGUCCAGCCCUGGACUAUGCCAGAGGGGCUGGCAGGAGGGAGGGGGAGCAAAGGAAGGCCCAGGGCAUGACUGGGGCCGUGCCCUCCCUGACAAACACAAUGCUGCCCUUCAGAAAUGUCAUGUUAUGGACUGGGAUCCAUAAGUCAACCAAAACCCCCUUUGUUUCUGCUCCAGAGGGGAAAAACCCAAACAAAACCCACCUACUUACCAGGCAACCCAUGUUCACCAGCGCUAGGGGGCAUGGGACAAGGGCAGUUGGAAGUAAUAGAGGAGUUUUUCCCUAUAGCUGUUGUUCCCUAGAAACAAGGAUAUGUAGGACAUAAUCUGCAAAAUCUAAGGAACACAGGUAACAAGUGGCGCAAAGGUAGCCUGGCCCAGGACCUGUACCUGAGUGAACCCAGUCCACUGAGUUUCCUUCUACCUCCUCUGCCACCCCUGAGUACUCAAGGUUCAAGGUGAGGUGCAGGCAGGGGUGGUGAGGAAGAUUUGCCUGUUGCCUCCCUCCACCCAGUUAUAUGUGCUGCAGGAGAGCAGGGCUGGGGCUUAGUUGGGGCUGCAAAGGGGAAGAGCUGGCUGAGCAUAGCUAAGGAUUGUGGUGACCAUGGAGUUCACCAAACUGGAAAUAAAAGUGUGAUAGUUCAUUUGGACUGUCAGGGCUGGAGAGAUGGUUCAGCGGUUAAUAGCACUUGCUGUUCUUGCAGGUGACCUAGGUUCUGUUCCUAGGACCCAUAUCAGGAAGCUCCCAGCCAUCUCUAACUCAUUUCAGGGGAUUGGACACCCUUGUCUGGCCUCCUUAGCUGCCAAGCAUGCACAUGGUGCACAUACAUACAUGCAGGCAAAAUAAUCAUACACAUAAAAUAAAAAUUAAAUAAGUCUUUGACUGUCAACCUGAGUGGACCAAGAACCACCUAGGAGCUUAGUGAAGCAUAGCUCCAUGUUUGUCUGUGGGGACUUUUACCUAAAGAAUGGCUUUAUCUUACAUUAAUGAUUUUAAAAUAGACAACUGAGAAGUAGUGGAAUUGUGGAGGGUGGGGCCUAGUUAGAGGAAGUAGGUCACUGGGGAGUGUGCCCUUAGGGGCUGCAUCUUGUCCUGUUACUGCUGCACUCUGUCUCCUGUCUGCCACCAGGGAAAGAGCGUCCUCCUCCACAUGCUUCUGGUGCCAUGAUGUUCUGCCCAAACCUAUGAGGCCAAACAACCAUGGACUGAACCCACUGAAACUGUGGUUCCAAAUAAGUCUUUCCUCCUUUAAAUUGUUUCUAUCAGGAAUUUAGUCACAGCAAUGUCAAAGCUAACAUAGAGUAUAAGACAGAUGAUCAAGUUGUCUCCUAAAAGAAAGUCCCUACUUUCUCCUCAGAGGAGCCAGGCUAGGAUGAGUUAAGCAAUGCUGUCUUCUCCCUUUUGUGGGACAAGCCCCUAGAAACUUCUAUUCUAGAUGAAGGGUGGACAAACCAGGGCCAGUACCUAAAUCCAGCCCCUCUACCUGUUUCUGUAAAUAAAGUUUUGUUGUGACAGCCACA
Messenger RNA from Nannospalax galili (Upper Galilee mountains blind mole rat), 4461 nucleotides. RefSeq names its product transcription factor 23 (gene Tcf23). The record is from RefSeq and is a predicted model, not a curated record. Gene Ontology annotation, biological process: developmental process; regulation of transcription by RNA polymerase II. The coding region runs from base 121 to 792 and encodes 223 amino acids. The transcript has 3 exons. NCBI's taxonomy places the organism in Eukaryota, Metazoa, Chordata, Mammalia, Rodentia, Spalacidae. Gene Ontology annotation, molecular function: protein dimerization activity; DNA-binding transcription factor activity, RNA polymerase II-specific; RNA polymerase II transcription regulatory region sequence-specific DNA binding.